ACAACCUUUCCAGCGAAGGAAGCCGGAUGCCCUAAAGUCUCGCGAGAUCCUGGUGGGGCCCAAUGGAGCGUUGGGGUCGGCUUAUCACUAGGAGAGCUUGUUGGGGGCGGAGCUCUGCCCCGAGCGGGCCGGGAGUCGUAGGUACCCGGCGUAACGGCGCUUAGGCCGAGCUACCGCGGUGCGGAGCGAAGCUGUGGCCAUGAAGGAGGAGAAGGAGCAUAGGCCUAAGGAGAAGCGAGUAACCCUCUUGACUCCCCCAGGUGCUACAGGAAGCGGCGGUGGGGCUUCGGGAGACAGCACCAAAGGGGAAGAUAAGCAGGAUCGGAACAAGGAGAAGAAAGAGGCAUUGAGCAAGGUGGUAAUUCGGAGAUUACCGCCCACUUUGACCAAGGAGCAGCUUCAGGAACAUCUUCAGCCUAUGCCUGAGCAUGAUUAUUUUGAGUUUUUUUCUAAUGAUACUAGUUUGUAUCCUCAUAUGUAUGCAAGAGCAUACAUCAACUUUAAAAACCAAGAGGACAUUAUUUUGUUCAGGGAUCGUUUUGAUGGUUAUGUAUUCCUUGACAAUAAAGGUCAGGAAUAUCCUGCCAUCGUAGAAUUUGCACCUUUUCAAAAAGCUGCAAAAAAGAAGACUAAGAAAAGAGAUACUAAAGUUGGGACUAUCGAUGAUGAUCCAGAAUAUAGAAAAUUUUUGGAGAGCUAUGCUGCAGAUAAUGAGAAAAUGACAUCUACUCCAGAGACACUGCUAGAGGAAAUAGAAGCAAAAAAUAGAGAACUAAUAGCUAAAAAGACAACUCCACUUUUGAGCUUCCUGAAAAACAAGCAGAGGAUGAGAGAAGAAAAGAGAGAAGAAAGGAGGCGGCGAGAAAUAGAAAGAAAAAGACAAAGAGAAGAAGAGAGGAGGAAGUGGAAAGAAGAAGAGAAACGAAAACGGAAAGAUAUAGAAAAGCUAAAGAAGAUAGACAGAGUUCCAGAAAGGGACAAAUUAAAGGAUGAACCAAAGAUUAAGGUACACAGGUUUCUGUUACAAGCUGUGAAUCAGAAAAAUGUAAGGACCAAGUACAUGAUACAGAGCACCUACUUUGUGGCUUCUGCUCAAGAAGCCAGAAAAAGGAGAUGAAAAAGAAACCAAGAGCGCAUCCUGCGGGAGAGAGAGAGGCUGAGGCGGCAGGAGGAAGAGCGCCGCAGGCAGAAGGAGCGCUAUGAGAAAGAGAAGGCUUUCAAGAGAAAGGAAGAAGAAAUGAAGAAGGAGAAAGAAACACUUCGGGAUAAAGGAAAGAAACCUGAAAGUACAGAGCCAGUAGGCAGCUCGGAAAAAACUGAAAAGAAAGAAGAAGUGGUUAAGAGAGAUCGCAUAAGAAACAAGGAUCGCCCGGCGAUGCAGCUUUACCAGCCAGGAGCUCGAAGCCGAAAUCGACUCUGUCCCCCUGAUGACAGCACCAAGUCUGGAGAUUCAGCUGUAGAAAAAAAGCAGGAAAGUGGUAUUAGCCAUAGAAAAGAAGGAAGCGAGGAGUGAUAAGUCCAAAUGGCCUUAGGUGUCCUGACUGUCUAGGCAGCCAAAGAGCACGAAUUAAGCAAUCCAGAAGUGCCUUCAGGGCAAAGGAAUAGAGAGAGAGAGAAAGGGGGUCGCUGUGCUGGUGGGGUACACUGCAGAGGAGUAUGUUUUGCGUUAAAGCAGGAACCCAAUUGCAGGUUCAGAUUGGAAGUACAAUUUUCAUUUUUUAUGCAGUUCCUACAAAUUUAAAGUGUCAGACAAAGCUGAGGGGGAGAGGACACGCAUUGCAGUUUGCAGGCAAGAAAUGUCAUGAGAGGACUUAUUUAGGUAUGACACGAGAAGAAGAUAGGAGAACUGGCUUUAAAAUCAAAAGGUUUUGUUAAUCCUGGAUUGAAUUUUCUUAAAUUUCAAUGCAGCAGAGUCACUGUGAAGUCUCGUUCAGAUCUAGUUAUAGUCAUUGUUGGUGGUAAAUGUUGACUUUGUGUAGUGUAGAAGCAAGAAGCAUGUAAUUGUAAUACAAGUACAGUGAAGGAUAUAACACAUUUUCACUUAUGCAGAAAUUUAAAUAGUCAUGUCAUGUCAAUAUGUUUUGUCCUAAAGUUUUAGGAUUAGUUUGGGAACCGCUACCCACUCCAGUAUUCUGGCCUGGAGAAUUCCAUGGACUGUGUAGUCCAUGGGGUUGCAAAGAGUCAGACACAACUCAGCAACUUUCACUUUCAGUUUAGUUCUUUGUUUGCUUAUGUGAGAUUAGUGUAAAAAAAUUUUUUUUAAAAACAUCUCCUUUUGCCUUUAGCAAUUUUUAUAUUUGUAAAGUUUAACCCUUAGUUGGUUCUUAACAAUCCAGUCUUUGUUUGACCUUAGGUCUCAUGAGCUGAGUGCCUACCCUCUCCAGGAAGGAAACUGCAUCAAUAUUUGUUCCUGUUAAAUAGCAACUUAGCUUGUUUUGCAUUGAUGUCAAUAAAUAUCAACAUCACUCAA
Messenger RNA from Odocoileus virginianus texanus, 2470 nucleotides. The record is from RefSeq and is a predicted model, not a curated record. NCBI's taxonomy places the organism in Eukaryota, Metazoa, Chordata, Mammalia, Artiodactyla, Cervidae.